This is a messenger RNA of Biomphalaria glabrata, 2255 nucleotides long. RefSeq lists its product as uncharacterized. Gene Ontology annotation, molecular function: metal ion binding; nucleosome binding; ubiquitin-protein transferase activity. The transcript has 8 exons. Bases 3 to 1253 code for a protein of 416 amino acids. Lineage: Eukaryota; Metazoa; Mollusca; Gastropoda; Planorbidae. Gene Ontology annotation, biological process: double-strand break repair. Gene Ontology annotation, cellular component: site of double-strand break; nucleus. The record is from RefSeq and is a predicted model, not a curated record.
AAAUGAAGUCAACUAUCUCAAGAUUGGAUGAAGAAGUUACAUAUUUAGAAAAUACAAAAGCUAGCCUGGAAAUGGAGAGGGAUAGCAUCUCUUCCAGUAUGAUGGAGGAGCGAGAAAAGUUUCAUAACGAAUGUUCAGUACUGACAUCUUCAAUCUUAGAAUUACAGACCACAGUAACAAACUAUGAAGGCAAGAACAAUGUCUUGAAUAAAACUGUACUAGAACUGCAAUCUAAAAAUGCUCAUUUAGAAAAUGAUAUGAAUAUCAUUUCUUCCCAGCUAGCUGAUGAAAGGGAACAAUUCAAGAAAGAAUGCUCCAUUUUGAACUCAUCAGUAGCAGAACUGACGCAGAAGCUUGAGCACUGUGAGAAUGAGAGAAGUAACUUGAAUCAAACAAUACAGGAGCUCAAGACUAUGAUUGUCCAUUUGGAAAAAGACAAGGAGGCUUUGUCAUCACAGCUGGAAGAAAACUGGAAACUGAUUGAAAAAAUAGAGCCUUUCAGAGAUGUCUUGGAUAAUUUUCAAAUGGAAAAAAAAUUCUUGUUGGAAAGAGACAAAUAUACAAGUGAGCAAAUGGAAAGAUUGACCAAAGAAGCCAUUAAAAACAUGGGUCAUCAAAACCAUCGCCAGAAAGUCAAAUAUGUGGAGACUUUGAAAAAGAUUGCUCCGGUGAUUGCUACUGCACAAUGUGACUCUUCCAAAAUGACACAGACACCUGGCGAACCAAGAAUUCCUUUUAAAGGGAAAAAAAUGCUGUCUGAAUCUGAGUGCAUGUGCCCAGUAUGCAUUAGCUUACUCAUCCAGCCUGUAACGUUUCCCUGCAAUCACUCACUGUGUUUAAAAUGUUACAAGGAAACAGUGGAAAAAGCCAACCUCUCAUGUCCAGUCUGCAGGAAGCGCAUUUCAGUUUGGGACAGAAAAGCUGCCAAGGAAAAUAAAUUGAUAAACAUGGAAAAGUGGAAAGACAUCCAAGAGGCCUUCCCUGAAAAAGUGAGGCGCAGGCUGGAAGCCAGUGAAGAAAGCGACAGUGAAGAUGAUGAAGAUGAUUUUGAAGCCCAGGAAAGACGACAAAUUUCCUGUCCUGGAGAAAUCAGACAAGAAUAUGAAGCUGCUAUCCAGCAGAUUCAGCAAAAAAAGGACGAACAUGCAAAGAAAGAGGAGGAGGCCAGUAAAGUAAAUUUUGAAGCUCUGCAACAGGAAGAAUUUUUGUCAGAAAAUGUGGAAAUAGAAGAGAAAGCACCGAUGCUUGAAUAGAAAAAGUCUAAAAAAAAUAGCCUCCUUUUGAAUCCAGUUGUCAGAUUAAAGAAGUGCUUAAAAGCAGAGGAUAUAGUGUUGAGUUGGAGAGCUAACAACUGUCUCCCUAGCACUGAAACUUUCCAUGAAUCUUCACAACUCACAGAAAACAGAUCAGCUAUACCUGCUGGCAAUAGUUCAGAAAAGAAUGAUGACCUUAAGUUUGCAACUAAAUUGCAAGAAUUUUUUGACUUAAUGGAUAAAAAAAGAAUUGUGGUUGAUAGGUCAAAAGGAUCUAGCAAUGAAUAUACUUUGCAAAGAAAGCAUAAAUGUGAUGAGUGACUGUUACAUUGUGUUGUUGAUUGUUAUAUGUUGGGUUGAGUUGUUUUUUUAUGUUUUAGUAAUGUUUUUGUUGUUGGCUACUUUCUUUUUGAUACUGUCACAUGACCCAUAACAGUCUGUGUAAACAUAUGAUGUUAUUCUAAACACUGACUUAUUUGAGUUGUUGAUUCCAAGUGCUUCCUAUUCUAUCUAGAUCACAUGUUUUUGAAUUAUAUUGGUCUAUCUAUAUAUAUAUAUACAUUACAAGUUAUUGAUGAUUCUAUUUAUCCAUCAUUUGAAACCUUUCAUUUACUUUUUUUUACUGCUAAUUAUCAAACAAAAUUUCUAUAUUACAUGUAUGAUCUUUGCAUAGUCUAUGCCAAACAUUUACCCUGUAUUGUCAUGUUAUAUUUGAUAUUUUCAUGUAUUAACUUACUGCCAAAGCCUUAAAGAGAAAUACAUUCAUUAAUCUCUGAAGGUAAAUUUAGCAUUAUUUGCUAAAACUUAGCAAUAAAAAACGCUAUUUGAAAAUGUCUAUUUUUUUUUUUUUAACUUUUAGCAAGCAUUGUUUAUUAUAAUACUAUCAGACUUAAUCAAAAUACAUUUUCAUAAACUAAAUUGAACUAAAACUUUGACAGCACAUUGAUUAAAAUGUAACAGACUUUGUUUUUGUCAUGCCUUUUAAUAAAAGCCUUAAUGACA